Messenger RNA from Symsagittifera roscoffensis, 1941 nucleotides. RefSeq lists its product as uncharacterized. NCBI's taxonomy places the organism in Eukaryota, Metazoa, Xenacoelomorpha, Acoela, Convolutidae. The record is from RefSeq and is a predicted model, not a curated record. Bases 1 to 1830 code for a protein of 609 amino acids. The transcript is spliced from 3 exons.
AUGGGGGAGAAAAUUGUGAUAGCUGAUUGUGACAAGUCUACUCUGCAAAAUUACUUGAAGCAGGAAGACAAACAAUACUUCUUGGGCCGCAAAAUCGGCCUGAUUGUUGACGAGUGUUUGGUGUCAUCGCUGCAGGAAACGCUCCAAAUAGGAGACGGACUGGUGGGUUUGUUUCCAUACUUCGAUUUGGUGUGCAUGAACGUAUCGAUCGGAGGUCAAAUGGAGUGCAGACAUGGGUUUUAUGGCAUCAUGUACCCCGCUGGCUUCCGCAGAUAUGUGCUCAACGUGGGAUACAGAAGCAGCAGCAGUAUUCUGCACUUCAACUCAAAGAUGCUGCACAGAAUAACAAGAAAACACAUAUGCGGAACGAGUAUUUGUUCCAUCUCGCCGCGAGUUCCGAACGAGGACAAUAUUAAAGUGGAAUUUCGAACCGAUCACCAAGAAAGAAAAACUGUUGUGAAAAAUUGGUUUCAAACACAAAAUGAGUCAGAUUCGAUUGCUAUCAUUGUAUUUUCCAAGAAAAGCGGCUUAGUGAGUUCUACUGCAACGCGGCAAAAUCACAGCAUCCUUGAAACAAUCGAAGUUGAUACGAAACAAAUUUUCACCAACGAACCGCUUGAUGAUUAUCGAACUCUUUUGUUUUCGGGGUGUGAAUUUGACCAUGUUUUGAUCAUUUUUGAAUGCGAUACCAGCAUACAUGAUAUUUCGGAUAGUGGUUCAACUCAGGGGCAAACAUUUGGACAAAAUCUUCUGAUUGCUACAACACGUGCCAGGAAGACACUUACCAUUUUGGUGGCCAAUGAAGAGCAGAAGGGGCAACUUGACAUAUUCAGGGAAGACGACCAUCAACUGAUUGUUGCCCAGGUGAUUGGCAACGAAGAAAAAGAGAAAGCAAUUCUGAAGGAAAAGCUCAAGGGAAAUUAUGAAAAUGAAACUUUGAAAGAUGUGCUUCGCAUUGUUACUCAUCGAGAAGAUAUCGAAACAUUCAAAGAAGUCGUCGGCAUUAUUUGGCGCAAAGGUGGAACAAAUAAGAAAAAUGACACUGUUAAUGCUUUUAUCGACGCGGUACUUCCAGGAUGCAUUGGUCGGCAGAAAAGCAUGCAGUUUCUAAAAAAACUUGGAAAACUUAUUGCACAUUAUAAUUUUCGCGAAACGAUAAACAGUUGCCCUCACAAGGAGGCAAAGAAAAAAUUGACUCGUUGGUUCGUUUCUGCCUACUACCGAGCACGAAUUGAGACACUGGAUUGGCGCAUGGAACUCGGCCCUACGAAUUUGUCAGCAGAAGAGAAGGUGUCUCUGUUUAAAGAAAUACUGGUUGCAGCUUUGAAGGAAGGGUCUGAACUAGUGGUCAAGCAUGCUUUCGAGAAGGGUUCGGAGUUCUGUGGCGUUGACGAAACGGAGAUCGGCAAAAUCAUUGACGGACUUCAAAUUGAAAUUGAUUCCGUCCAGUACCAUUCUCCUUUGUCGGUUAUAACUCGAACCAACAAGGACGUUGAUUUAGUUGAAUACUUGCUGCGUAAAAUACAUCAAUUUGAAAAUAACGAAAGCAAAAUUGUGGAAAUUAUAAAAGAAGCGAUGAAAUGGUCGGUUCAAUAUCCAAGUUUCCGGAUGCUUCGAGUACUCAUUGCAGAAGAGCAACACUUUGCUAUUUUGAGAGAAAUUUUGCAGGAAGCGAGCGCCGAAUGGGUUCGGAGAUUCAUAGAAACCGUCAACAGAAUCACUGAAUCGGCAGAGAAUGCCAACUGGAGCGACGACAACAAAGAAUUACUCAAAUUCAUCAUAGAGAUGAAAAAUACGGUGACCUCGAAAAUUGGGAAUCGUGGAUUAUGAGACUUUUAAUCAUGGUUUAUAUAAUUAGUUUAGUUAAUUAUUUUCACGAACAAAAGAGACUCAUGCGGGCGGAAUCUUCAUGCCAGAAGGACCGACUGUCCUAAAACUUUG